This is a messenger RNA of Peromyscus eremicus (cactus mouse), 384 nucleotides long. RefSeq names its product LY6/PLAUR domain containing 2 (gene Lypd2). The record is from RefSeq and is a predicted model, not a curated record. The coding region runs from base 1 to 384 and encodes 127 amino acids. Gene Ontology annotation, molecular function: acetylcholine receptor inhibitor activity. Lineage: Eukaryota; Metazoa; Chordata; Mammalia; Rodentia; Cricetidae. The transcript is spliced from 3 exons.
AUGCAGGGGACCUGGAUGGUGCUGUUGGCACUGGUAUUGGCCACCUGCGGGGAGCUUGCCCUGGCCUUGCAGUGCUAUACCUGUCAGGAUCCUGUGAGCGUGUCCAACUGUGUCACCGUCACCAUCUGCCGAAUCAAUGAAACCAUGUGCAAGACCACGCUCUAUUCCCGGGAGAUUGUGUUCCCUUUCUUGGGGGACUCCACGGUGACCAAGUCCUGCGCCAGCAAGUGUGAGCCCUCAGACGUGGAUGGCAUUGGGCUAACCCGGCCAGUGUCCUGCUGCAAUUCUGAUCUGUGCAACGUGGAUGGGGCCCCCACCCUGGGCAGUCCUGGUGGCCUGGUCCUUGCCCUGGUCCUGAUCUUUCUCUUGGAACUCCUGCUGUAA